This is a messenger RNA of Loa loa (African eye worm), 625 nucleotides long. RefSeq lists its product as hypothetical. Gene Ontology annotation, cellular component: ciliary transition zone. The annotation marks the transcript as partial. Lineage: Eukaryota; Metazoa; Nematoda; Chromadorea; Rhabditida; Onchocercidae. Gene Ontology annotation, biological process: cilium assembly. The record is from RefSeq and is a predicted model, not a curated record. The transcript has 4 exons.
AUGGAAGGUAUUCCGGAAAAGAGUCAUCUAAUUCAUUGGUUAUACUGGAAUGGUACAGCAUGUAUCAAUGCUGUUUCAAUGGUAUUGAUUAAAUUUAUCACUCAUCAUGGAUUAUUGGAUGAUAUAUCAAUAAGUGUACAUUAUGCUAAUAUAACCAAACAAAAUUAUUUUCAACAAUUUUAUCGAUUUGAUGCAAUUUUUGUCGAAAUUUCAUCCAAUUCAAAUGUUGUGGACAUAGUAAAAUCAUUAGGAUAUGAUAUGGGACAAAUGAUACGAAUUGAAAGUAUCACUACUGGUAAAACAUUAUCAAUUCCAACCGGAAUGGAAUGUAGCAAUCGGAAACGACAAGUGAAUAUACGAUUUGGUAUUCAAAUUAAUACAGCAUGUCGUCUAAGAGUUACGACAUGUGCGCAAAUAUUGGCGCAAAUUCAACAUUUAUUAGAUGAAUGGAAUGAAGCUAUUGUCUACAGUCUACCGUAUGGUACAAAUGAAACAAUUGUUAUGCAAAAUGAUAGAUUAUCAUUAUCAGAAAUGGAAGAAAUGGACAAGAAUUGUAAAUUAACAACAGCUGCAUCAAUUCAAUUUGCAUAUUCACGUUUUGGAAAUGUUCAAUCAUAUUCACAUC